This is a messenger RNA of Kogia breviceps (pygmy sperm whale), 3404 nucleotides long. RefSeq names its product unc-51 like autophagy activating kinase 1 (gene ULK1). Gene Ontology annotation, cellular component: phagophore assembly site membrane; phagophore assembly site; cytosol. Gene Ontology annotation, molecular function: protein serine/threonine kinase activity; ATP binding. Lineage: Eukaryota; Metazoa; Chordata; Mammalia; Artiodactyla; Physeteridae. Gene Ontology annotation, biological process: piecemeal microautophagy of the nucleus; axon extension; autophagosome assembly. The record is from RefSeq and is a predicted model, not a curated record.
CCGGCGUCUCAGGCUCCCGGGCCCGGCGGCCGCGGCUCUUUUGUCUCCCGGCCGGAGCCUGAGCCGGAUCCCGAGCUACGGUCAGAGACCAGGUCAAGACUGGGUUGGAGUCGGAUCGCGUCCGCAGCCCGGGCUGCCCGAUGGGGCGCGCCCCCUGCCCACCGCCCCCGGCCAGUGCCGUCGCCUGAGCCCCGGCCUGCCUGGCCCGGCCCGCGCCAUGGAGUCCGGCCGCGGCGGCCUGGAGACCGUGGGCAAGUUCGAGUUCUCGCGCAAGGACCUGAUUGGGCAUGGCGCCUUCGCCGUGGUCUUCAAGGGGCGCCACCGCGAGAAACACGACCUGGAGGUCGCUGUCAAGUGCAUUAACAAGAAGAACCUCGCCAAGUCCCAGACUCUCCUGGGGAAGGAGAUCAAGAUCCUCAAGGAACUGAAACAUGAAAACAUCGUGGCUUUGUAUGACUUCCAGGAAAUGGCCAAUUCCGUCUACCUGGUCAUGGAGUACUGUAACGGCGGCGAUCUGGCCGACUACCUCCACGCCAUGCGGACGCUGAGCGAGGACACCAUCCGGCUCUUCCUGCAGCAGAUUGCGGGCGCCAUGCGGCUCCUGCACAGCAAGGGCAUCAUCCACCGGGACCUGAAGCCCCAGAACCUCCUGCUUUCCAACCCUGGCGGGCGCCGGGCCACCCCCAGCAACAUCCGGGUCAAGAUCGCCGACUUCGGCUUUGCCCGGUACCUGCAGAGCAACAUGAUGGCGGCCACGCUCUGCGGCUCCCCCAUGUACAUGGCCCCGGAGGUCAUCAUGUCCCAGCACUACGACGGGAAGGCGGAUCUGUGGAGCAUCGGCACCAUCGUGUACCAGUGCCUGACGGGGAAGGCGCCCUUCCAGGCCAGCAGCCCCCAGGACCUCCGCCUCUUCUAUGAGAAGAACAAGACGCUGGUCCCGCCCAUCCCCCGGGAGACCUCGGCCCCGCUGAGACAGCUGCUCCUGGCUCUGCUGCAGCGCAACCACACAGACCGCAUGGACUUCGAUGAGUUUUUCCAUCACCCCUUCCUUGACGCCAGCGCCGCUGUGAAGAAGUCCCCGCCCGUGCCCGUGCCCUCGUACCCAAGCUCGGGGUCCGGCAGCAGCUCCAGCAGCAGCUCCACCUCUCACCUGGCCUCCCCACCGUCCCUGGGGGAGAUGCAGCAGCAGCUCCAGAAGACCCUGACCUCCCCGGCCGAGGCCACCGGCUUCCUGCAGGGCUCCCGGGACUCGGGCGGCAGCAGCAAGGACUCGUCCUGUGACACUGAUGACUUCGUCAUGGUCCCGGCCCAGUUUCCAGGUGACCUGGUGGCCGAGGCGGUCGGUGCCAAGCCGCCACCGGACAGCCUGAUGUGCAGCGGGAGCUCGCUGGCGGCCUCUGCUGGCCUGGAGAGCCGUGGCCGGACCCCGUCUCCUUCCCCGCCCUGCAGCAGCUGCCUCAGCCCCUCAGGCCGGGCCGGGGCGUUCUCCAGCAGCAGGUGCGGGGCCUCCGUCCCUAUCCCGGUCCCCACUCAGGUGCAGAACUACCAGCGUAUCGAGCAGAACCUUCAGUCGCCCACCCAGUUCCAGACGGCACGGUCCUCUGCCAUCCGCAGGUCAGGCAGCACCAGCCCGCUGGGCUUUGCACGGGCCAGCCUGUCACCCCCGUCUCACGCCGAGCACGGAGCCGCCCUGUCCAGGAAGCUCUCCCUGGGCGGGGGCCGGCCCUACACGCCGUCUCCCCAGGUCGGAACCAUCCCCGAGCGGCCGGGCUGGAGCGGGGCGCCCUCCCCCCAAGCGGCCGAGAUGCGCGGUGGCAGGUCCCCUCGUCCAGGCUCCUCGGCACCUGAGCACUCUCCCCACAGCACCGGGCUGGGCUGCCGCCUGCACAGUGCCCCGAACCUGUCCGACCUGCGUGUGGUCCGUCCCAAGCUGCCCAAGCCCCCCACGGACCCGCUGGGGGUGGCAUUUGGCCACCCGCAAGCCAGCCCCCCGCAGCCCUCCCACGGGCUGCCGUCCUGCCGGCCCCUGCGCGGCUCGCCCAAGCUGCCCGACUUCCUCCAGCGGAACCCCCUGCCCCCUAUUCUGGGCUCCCCGACCAAGGCCGUGCCCACGUUCGACUUCACCAAGACCCCCAGCUCGCAGAACUUGCUGACCCUCCUGGCCAGGCAGGGCGUGGUGAUGACGCCGCCUCGGAACCGGACACUGCCCGACCUCUCCGAGGCGGGGCCCUUCCAGGGGCAGCAGCUGGGCCCUGGCCUGCGGCCCACCGAGGACGCCAAGGGCCCCUUUGGCAGGUCCCUCAGCGCCGGCCGCCUCACGGAUCUGCUCCUUAAGGCUGCCUUUGGGACGCAGGCCCCUGACUCGGGCAGCGUGGACAGCCUGCAGGAGAAGCCCAUGGAGACCGCGCCGUCUGCUGGCUUCGGAGGGAACCUGCAGCCGGGAGCCCGCGCUGGGGGUGCCAGCAGCCCUUCCCCCGUGGUGUUCACGGUGGGCUCGCCCCCCAGCGGGACCACGCCGCCCCAGGGCCCCCGUGCCACCGUGUUCUCAGUGGGCUCCUCCAGCCCCCUCAGCUCGGCGGGCUCCCCCUCCGCCCGUCACCUGGCGCCCGGGGCCUACGGCGAGGCCCCCCUCGAGGUACCCGCCCCCGGCCACUGCUGCAGCUUUGCCGACCCCGUUGCCGCCAACCUGGAGGGGGCCGUGACCUUCGAGGCCCCCGACCUCCCCGAGGAGACCCUCAUGGAGCAAGAGCACACGGAGAUCCUGCACAGCCUGCGCUUCACGCUCGUCUUCGUCCAGCACGUCCUGGAGAUCGCGGCCCUGAAGGGCAGCGCCAGCGAGGCGGCCGGGGGGCCCGAGUACCAGCUGCAGGAGAGCGUGGUGGCCGACCAGAUCAGCCUGCUGAGCCGCGAGUGGGGCUUCGCGGAGCAGCUGGUGCUCUACCUGAAGGCGGCCGAGCUCCUCUCCUCGGGCCUGCAGACCGCCAUCGACCAGAUCCGGGCCGGCAGGCUCUGCCUGUCAUCCACCGUGAAGCAGGUGGUGCGGAAGCUGAACGAGCUGUACAAGACGAGUGUGGUGUCCUGCCAAGGCCUGAGCCUGCGGCUGCAGCGCUUCUUCCUGGACAAGCAGCGGCUCCUGGACCGCAUCCAGAGCGUCACCGCCGAGAAGCUCAUCUUCAGCCACGCGGUGCAGACGGUGCAGUCGGCCGCCCUGGACGAGAUGUUCCACCGCCGGGAGGACUGUGUCCAGCGCUACCACAAGGCCCUGCUGCUCAUGGAGGGGCUGCAGCAGAUCCUCUCAGACCAGGCAGACGUGGAGAACAUCGCCAAGUGCAAGCUGUGCAUUGAGCGGAGACUCUCGGCCCUGCUGACCGGCCUCUGUGCCUGACCUCCUGGAGGCCCGGCCC